Molecule: messenger RNA, 558 nt
Organism: Seriola dumerili (greater amberjack)
Lineage: Eukaryota; Metazoa; Chordata; Actinopteri; Carangiformes; Carangidae
Product: hemoglobin subunit beta-like
Exons: 3
Coding region: 28-471 (147 amino acids)
Biological process (GO): hydrogen peroxide catabolic process; oxygen transport
Cellular component (GO): blood microparticle; hemoglobin complex; haptoglobin-hemoglobin complex
Molecular function (GO): oxygen binding; oxygen carrier activity; heme binding
Source: RefSeq, a predicted model, not a curated record
CCUGAACACAAAAAAACAAGAGCAGCCAUGGUUGAGUGGACUGAGCAGGAGCGCAGCAUCAUCAGCGGCAUCUUUGCCAACCUGGACUAUAACGACAUCGGCCCCAAGGCUCUGUGCAGGUGUCUGAUCGUUUACCCCUGGACUCAGAGGUAUUUCGGCUCCUUCGGAAACCUCUACAACGCUGAGGCCAUCAAGACCAACCCCAACAUCGCAGCCCAUGGAGUGACGGUGCUGCACGGUCUGGACCGGGCUGUGAAGAACAUGGACAACAUCAAGGCCACCUACGCCGAGCUGAGCGAGCUGCACUCCGAGAAGCUGCACGUCGACCCCGACAACUUCAGGCUGCUGGCUGACUGUCUGAGCAUCGUCAUCGCCGCCAAAAUGGGAGCCGGCUUCACCCCAGACACCCAGGCCGCCUGGCAGAAGUUCUUGGCCGUGGUGGUGUCCGCUCUGGGAAGGCAGUACCACUAAACCCCAGCAGCCUCCGCCCCUGGUCACCCGAGGGAGAUCUCUAACGUCUGUUCACAUGUGUUAUGUGUCUCCUUCAUGAAGAAAUAA